AUGUGGAAUAGGUAAGAUCUUUAUCAUUAUUUCAUCGAAACAAUGUCACGUUUCAAAAAUCCGUGUUUCAUUGUUUUGGGAUGAAUAAAAAUCAUUUUCAUUUUCUGUUUUCUGGUAAUUUUUUUGUGAAAAUUCAGAAAAUUCGCAAUUUUUGGUUUAUGCUUUGUGAGUUUCUAAAUUUUCUGUGAUUUUCAGCCGAAAAAUCCUGAAACUUUCACAAAAAUCAACAUUUUUUUCAGAUUUGCUCGAAACUCUGCUCAAUUCUUCAUUUUUUCUCCUCCGUUUUUAUUUUGUCAGUUUUAUUUUGUAUUGUUCCGAAAAAUCAAAAAAAAAGUUAAUUUGCAGACCACGGUGGUCUGCUUUUUAACUCAAAAAAGCGUGAAAAGUUAAAUUGCAGACCACGGUGGUCUGCUUUUUAACUCAACACACCAUGCAAAGUUAAUUUGCAGACCACGGUGGUCUGCUUUUUAACUCAACCCACCAUGCAAAGUUAAUUUGCAGACCACGGUGGUCUGCUUUUUAACUCAACCCACCAUGCAAAGUUAAUUUCCAGACCACGGUGGUCUGCUUUUUAAUUCAAAAAGGCGUGCAAAGUUAAUUUGCAGACCACGGUGGUCUGCUUUUUAACUUAAACCCCCAUGCAAAGUUAAUUUGCAGACCACGGUGGUCUGCUUUUUAACUCAACACACCAUGCAAAGUUAAUUUGCAGACCACGGUGGUCUGCUUUUUAACUCAACCCACCAUGCAAAGUUAAUUUGCAGACCACGGUGGUCUGCUUUUUAACUCAACACACCAUGCAAAGUUAAUUUGCAGACCACGGUGGUCUGCUUUUUAAUUCAAAAAGGCGUGCAAAGUUAAUUUGCAGACCACGGUGGUCUGCUUUUAACUUAAACCCCCAUGCAAAGUUAAUUUGCAGACCACGGUGGUCUGCUUUUUAACUCAACCCACCAUGCAAAGUUAAUUUGCAGACCACGGUGGUCUGCUUUUUAACUCAACCCACCAUGCAAAGUUAAUUUCCAGACCACGGUGGUCUGCUUUUUAAUUCAAAAAGGCGUGCAAAGUUAAUUUGCAGACCACGGUGGUCUGCUUUUUAACUCAACCCACCAUGCAAAGUUAAUUUGCAGACCACGGUGGUCUGCUUUUUAACUCAACACACCAUGCAAAGUUAAUUUGCAGACCACGGUGGUCUGCUUUUUAACUCAACCCACCAUGCAAAGUUAAUUUCCAGACCACGGUGGUCUGCUUUUUAAUUCAAAAAGGCGUGCAAAGUUAAUUUGCAGACCACGGUGGUCUGCUUUUUAACUCAACACACCAUGCAAAGUUAAUUUGCAGACCACGGUGGUCUGCUUUUUAACUUAAACCCCCAUGCAAAGUUAAUUUGCAGACCACGGUGGUCUGCUUUUUAACUCAACACACCAUGCAAAGUUAAUUUGCAGACCACGGUGGUCUGCUUUUUAACUUAAACCCCCAUGCAAAGUUAAUUUGCAGACCACGGUGGUCUGCUUUUUAACUUAAACCCCCAUGCAAAGUUAAUUUGCAGACCACGGUGGUCUGCUUUUUAACUCAACACACCAUGCAAAGUUAAUUUGCAGACCACGGUGGUCUGCUUUUUAACUCAACACACCAUGCAAAGUUAAUUUGCAGACCACGGUGGUCUGCUUUUUAAUUCAAAAAGGCGUGCAAAGUUAAUUUGCAGCCCACGGUGGUCUGCUUUUUAACUCAACACACCAUGCAAAGUUAAUUUGCAGACCACGGUGGUCUGCUUUUUAAUUCAAAAAAGCGUGCAAAGUUAAUUUGCAGACCACGGUGGUCUGCUUUUUAACUCAACCCCCUAAAAAAUUGAGUAUUUUUCUAUCCCCCCUCAAAUUUCCAACUUUUUCCCCAAAUUUCCUAUUAAAUCUCAGAAUUUUCCAAUUAAACUAGUUAACAAAAGACAAUUUUAGAUUCUAAUCUCAAAAAUGAAAUCGAAAACUGUUUUUCUCGACCAAAAAAUCGCGAAAUCCCCUUAAUGAAAUCUUAUACAAUGCUAUUUGUGGUUUUUUUCAUAAUUUUCUUGAAAACCCUGAAUGUCACAAAUUCUGAGACAGGUAUUUUCGGUUGAAAAUCUAAUUUCGGGUUGAAUUUUGUUUUUGCAGCUGCCAAAUCUGAAAAUGAUAAAGUUUUUGUGGAAAGUGGGAAGACUGAGGAUGAUAUGAGGAUGGACACAGGUUUGAGAGAAAUAAUUGAAUUUUUGAAAUUCAAAAUUUUUUCAGCCAGUCGAAAAACGCCCGAAAGCCAUCCGAAAAAUCUGGAACACUACAUCGAGCUGCUGAAUCGCACUAAUUCCGAAGAUCUAAGCAUCGCCACCAUCAACGACACCAUCAACACGUGUCAAAUCGGCGCCAAAAACAACGUGACUACGCGAUUACUCCCAGAUCAACAUUUGCAUGAGAGAUGGAGAAAGCAGAAUGUUAUUAAUGAUAUGAUUACUAUGAGAUAUGGAGAACUUCGGCUAAUUUCGGCUUUUGUGUAUUCGGAUUUUGUGGCGGUGGUUUUUAGUAUGUAUGGAAGGGAAAAUAGUAGGUUGGUAGAUUUUUGAAGCGAAAAAAAUUGAGUUAUUUUGAUACCAGAUACAGAUACAGUUUUUGAUGUUUCUAGACUAAAAUUUGGCGCUGAAAACGCUGGAAAUCAUGGUUUUCAGCGAUUCUGGUUAUUUUCAGAACUUCCAGCGCAAAAUUUGGGUCAGGAAGCUUCUUGGAAGCUUGUAGUUUUAAUCAAGAUAGGCAUAAAUUAUAAAAAAAAACAAGAAACCUAUUUAAUAAAUGUUUCUAGACCGAAAAUUUUGCGCUGAAAAUGCUGGAAAUCAUGGUUUUCAGCGAUUCUGGUUGUUUCCAGCAUUUUCAGAGCAAAAUUUGGGCCCAGAUUUGUUUUUGAAGUGAACUUGUUGGUUAUUGAAUACUCAAUUUAUGUGAAUCUCGAAAAACCUAUUUAAUAUAUGUUUCUAGACUAACAUUAUGCGCUGAAAAUGCUGGAAAUCAUGGUUUUCAGCGAUUCUGGUUGUUUCCAGCAUUUUCAGCGCCGAAUUUCAGUCAGGAAAUAUGUUUGAAGCAAUAUUUUUGGUCAAGGCAGACUUAAAUUAUAAAAAUCUCAAGAAAUAAAGUUUCUAGACUGAAAUUUUGCGCUGAAAAUGCUGGAAAUCAUGGUUUUCAGCGUUUUCAGCGCUAAAAUUAGGUCUAGAAACUUGGUUAGCCUGAUGUAAAUGAUUACUUCGCAGUCUCGCAGUCACCUGUCAAUACUUCGACUGCAAUCACAAUCACAUCGGUUCCUACGAUUCCCGUAUCUACCCGAUUUCCGCAGUACGUUGCGUACGAAAAUUCGGCGCCGAAUUCAUCUCGAUUACCGUAGCCGGCGAGGAUGCGUCGGUACGAGACCCGAUUCAGAUUAUCGAUCGAACCGCGACGCAACCGCCGCACUUGAUUGGUGUGUGUGCCGGACAGGUUUAUGGGAAUGAGACGAGAUUUGUGGAUAUUGUGGAGAGUGUGGAGCAUCAUCGAAUGAUGGUGGGUUCAGACUAGAUUCUAGUUUAGCUCGACAUACAUAGUUAGCCUAAGUUCUCUACAUUUCCAGGGAGCCACAAUGUUCUACCUAACGAUUUUUGAUGCUGACGAACCUUUGGAUCGUGUGGUUUGGGAAUAUCAGCGGCUGGGAUUGAUGGAAGCCACGUAUGUGAAUCUGGAAUUUAGCCAAAUCACUUUUGAUUUUCAUCCGAUUCAAGUUGCCGUAAGUUUGAAAAAAGAAUUUGCGGAGAAAAUGGGUUAAUUUGAUACCAAACAUGAUUAUUAAUGUAAAAAGAUGUUUAUAGACUGAAAUUUUGCGCUGAAAAUGCUGGAAAUCGUGAUUCUCAAAGGUUUUAAUGAUUUCCAGCAUUUCCAGCACAAAAAUUGGGGCUGGAAGCUUUUUUGAAGCUUCGUUUUUGGUCAAGGUACACUUAAGUUAUAAAAACUUCAUAAGUGAAGCUUUCUAGACUGAAAUUUCGCGCUGAAAAUGCUGGAAAUCUUGGUUUUCAAAGGUUUUAAUGAUUUUCAGUGUUUCCAGCACAAAAAUUGGGUCUGGAAGCUUUUUUGAAGCAAUGUUUUUGCUCAAGGUACACUUAAGUUAUAAAAACUUCAUAAGUGAAGCUUUCUAGACUGAAAUUUCGCGCUGAAAAUGCUGGAAAUCUUGGUUUUCAGAGGCUCUCACUGUUUCCAGCACAAAAUUUGAAAAAAAUUAAUUUCAGGAUUGCUAUUAUCGCAGUCGAAUGCAUUCAAAAUGGGUUAUAAACCUGGACAUUGACGAGCGAUUUUUCAUGAAAAGUCCCACAAAUCUCCCGAAAUUCCUCGAAAAUCUUCCCGUUUCCCCGGAAAUAGUUGGCCUAACUUUUCAAGUUGCUCGAAUAAAAGUCGAAGAUCCCGGAAUUCUGAGCCAAGAAGAGCGAUUCUUCGAAAAAUACCGUGUUCAAUCGCGACCGAUGUGGAUCAAUUUGAAGUGUAUCUAUCAACAUCAAUACGCUCAUGUACCAUUUUUUCAUUUUCCAUGGAGAAUUUCGCCGACGAAACGAAUUAUGCAUUUUAAUAGCACUAUUGGGUAUUUUAGGUAAGGUUAGGGCCUUAUUUAGUGUAAAAAUGCUCCAAAUUUUCAGACAUUAUCGCCUGGUUUCGGCCACUCAUAUUGGUGCAAAUUGGGUCGAUUUAUACUCGCCAUUCUCCGAAAAUUCGAUGGAUCCAGAAUUUGCGAGAAAUUUGAAAUCUCGAAUAUCCCGAAAGUUAUCGUAUCUUUUCGAUAAACAUUACAUCAAAUGUGACUCGAUUAUUCAGUCGGAUUUCACGAAAUCCGAUUAUAUUGGACAGGGUUAUAAAUGUGUGUGAUUUUCAGCAUAAAUAUUGAUAUCUGAAAUGUUUAGCUUUAAUUUUGCAACGUGUACUCUACAGUAAUCCCCUCAGAAAUUCUGAAAAAAACAGAAAAUAUCAUCCAAAAAUAUCUGGGUGGAAAAUGUACGUUUCAAAAAUUUAUUUAAAAAAACAACACAAUUGCCCAUUUGAUUCGUCACAUUUAUAAUAAAUGAUUUAUUUAUCCCAUUAAUCAUCAUCACAAAAAGAAUUUGCAAAAGUUGAUGAUGAUGGAAGCCAAAGUUUGAGAAAGGAAUAUAAGGAAAGUACCAUGAUUUUCAGCGCAAAAUUUCAAUAUAGAAACUUUAUAUCUUGAAGUUUUCAUAAGUUAAGUGUGCCUUGACCAAAAAUCUUUCUUCAAACAUAGUUCCUGACUGAAAUUCUGCGCUGUAGGUGCUGGAAACAACCCGAGUCGUUGAAAACCAUGAUUUUCAGCGUUUUCAGCGCAAAAUUUGAGUCUAGAAACAUAUAUUAAAUAGGCUUUUUGAGAUUCACAUAACUUGAGUAUUCAAUAACCAACAAGUUCACUUCAAAAACAAAUCUGGGCCCAAAUUUUGCGCUGAAAACGCUGAAAAUUGUCGGAGUCGUUGAAAAUCAUGAUUUCCAGCACUUCCAGCGCAAAAUUUUAGCCCAGGAACUUUUACAAACCUAUUUCUUGAAGUUAAUAUACCUUAAGUAUACCUUGACCAACAAAAAGUCUCAAGAAGCUUCUAGACCAAAAUUUUGCGCUGAAAACGCUGAAAAUCAUCGAAAUCACUGAAAACUAUGAUUUCCAGCAUUUUCAGCGCAAAAUUUCAGUCUAGGAACUUCUACUUAUGUAUUGAUUUUUUUUUACAUAACUGCACUAUAACUUGAUCAACAAAAAAAAGUCACAUGAAGCUUCUAGACCAAAAUUUUGCGCUGAAAACGCUGAAAAUACUCAAAAUCGCUGAAAACUAUGAUUUCCAGCAUUUUCAGCGCAAAAUUUCAGUCUAGGAACUUCUACUUAUGUAUUGAUUUUUUUUUACAUAACUGCACUAUAACUUGAUCAACAAAAAAAAGUCACAUGAAGCUUCUAGACCAAAAUUUUGCGCUGAAAACGCUGAAAAUACUCAAAAUCGCGGAAAACUAUGAUUUCCAGCACUUCCAGCGCAAAAUUUCAGCCCAAAAAACCUCUGUUAACCCCAAUACAACAAUGCAAACAAACACAAACAAUCGUCGAGAAAAUUUCAAGGUCAACUUUUUUUUUCAAAAAAACGUAUACACGGCAUUUUGUUAACAAUAGGUACUACUUUCAUCAUGAUCGCUUUUUUCUUGACAUGCCCCGAAAAAUUUUGCUGAAAUUUCAGUUUUCUUGGGAAUUUUUCAAAUUUUCGCGCCCAAAAAAACGUGUUUUACCAUUAUCAUUAUUAUUUAUUUGUUUUUCUUACAACCCAUGGAAUUUUGUAUUUUAUUUUCGGAAAAUUUUCACAUUUUUUUUCAAAAAUAAAAAAUUCCCUGAAUUUUUAGGUCUAGAAUAGUAUAAUGGACCUGUAGAAAGCUAAAAAUAUGGUUUUGACAGGCCCAAAAUCAGCCUAGAAGCCUAGAAGGCCUGAAAAAAACUUUUUAGAUCAUUUUUCAAGAUUUUUCCUUCCGCCCAAAAUGACCCAAUGUGACCUCGGAAACAAAAGCGAAAAAAAUGACCUUCAAUUUUUUUUUUUUGAAAAAAAAAUGCCCCGAUCAUUUUCGGUUUUUCAUUUUUGAUUUUUUCUGAAAAAGUUAGGCUUGUCAAAAUAUUUUUUUAGGCUUAGGCUUAGGCAUCUUGAAUUCAGGCUGGUCAAAAAUUUCCUAGGCUGAUUUUAGGCCCCUCAAAAAUUUUUUAAAGGUUAUUUUUAGGCUGGGUUAAUUUUAGGCUGUCCAAAAACAAGCCUGAUUUUUAGGCCUAGCCUUAAGUUAAGGCCCUAUUAAGACCCUUAACCUCUAAUGUUCCAAAUUUAAUUCUUAAUUUAAUUUUUUGUAAUUUUUUUGUAACAAAAAAUUUCGAGAGGUCAUUUGCCCAACACAAAACCAGUUAUUUUUCGGCUGCUGAAAAAAUUUUUCUGAAAAUUUUUUUUCUGAAAUUUUUUCGUGAUAAGCAAAAAAAAGAAGAAAUGUCUGAUUUUGGUGAGUGAAAAAAUUUUUGGAAAAUUUUUGCCAAAAAAACAUUUUUGCAAACGGCAAUUAUGGGAUUUUGUUGAAACCGAAAAUUUUUUGAAAAAAGUGAAACCCACACAUUUUUUGACCUUGGAAAUUCGAGAAAAUCGGAAUUUUUUUCAAAUUUUCCGCCAAAAAUGCCACGUGGCGUGUAUUUUUAGAGCUCACAGAAAAAAGUGAGUCAAAUUUGACGUAUUCCAACUAAUCCUGAGCUAAUUCCCCACUAAUCUGAGCAAUCAGACUUUUUUUUCGAGAAAAAUUCAUUUUUGCUGAAAAUCUCCUGAAAAUUUGAAAAAUUCUCUGCGCUCUCUCAUUUUCCCACACUCUCUAACUCUGUAAAAAAAAGUUUUUUUUUUCAAAAAAAAAAAACUUCCGUAAUUAAAGAAGGUCAAUUAGGUCAAAACAAACAAAAAAAUUUUGUGUUUUCGAAAUUUUUUUUUUCAUUUUUCAAAAAAUGUCUUUUGAUUGAUAAAAAUUGAUUUUUUUUCAUCGGAAAAACUUGAAAGUUAACUUAACUUAUCAAUUUUCAUCAAAAAUUCGAAUUUUAGGUCAUUUCCCCCCAAAAAUUCAAAUUUUUCAGUUUCCCACCACUCAAAAUCGCCAUUUUCCGGCGCGAAAUUCGAAAAUUGGGGCCCAGAUAUGCAAGCCCUUUGGCCCUACAACAAUAAUCAGCAACAACAGAAUGCGGUGAAUUUCAAUUAUCGAUCGGUGACGUGGGAUCGAUACUAUGUUAAUGAGCAUUAUGAUAGUGAGUCAUUUUAUGGUCCCCAGGGUGAAAUUUCUUGAAAAAUCGAUAUUUUCACGUGAUUCUUCGUUAAAACUUGCCCCAGGAGCGAUUUUAGCGUCAAAAUCUGCCCCAGGAAUGCUUUUUAGGCUAAAAAUAACCAUUUUCCCAGCCUAAACUACAGUGCGUUUCAUAAUGAUAGGUUCACCCCCAAAAUUUCUGAAAUCAGCCGAGGUGUGAGUUGUAAUAACAAUCCGAGUUAAAAAUAAAAAAGAGCACACAAAAUUAGCUAAGAAAACUCAAUUUUAUCUGAAACUACCAAAUAAUAAAAAAAUAAAUGACCGGAGUUCAAAAAUUUCAAAAAAUUUAGCGUUUCAAAACGAUAGGUUCACCCGCAGUAGUACUGUAGUUAUGUUUCGUGGUAGGAGUUUUAUCGAAUAUUCUGGAAAAUACGAGUGAUAUUUGAUUAUUUUAACGUGUUUCUGUUUUUGUUCUCGUUUUUUCACGUCAUUCAUCAAUGUCGCGGGGAAGUCAUCUUACAAAAGAGGAACAAGCUCAAAUUAGAGCAUUCAAAAUCGCCGGAUGGUCCAAUAGAAUGAUUUCGUCAAAAUUGAAACGAUCUCUCAACUGUAUUAAUCAAUUUGUCAACAAUCCGGAUCACUAUGAGCGAAUGAAAAACACUGGAGCUCCCAAAAAACUCACGGAGAGAGAUAAACGAGGGAUUGUUAGGUUGGCUUCGAACACAAUGAAAUCGUGUAAUGACAUCAAAAACGAGCUGGGUUUGAAUAUCAGUAAGACUACAGUUUGGAGAGCCAUAGACCAAUCCCCAGAAAUCGUUCGAGCCAAAUUGGUGCCAGCUCCGCGUCUCACACUUCGCCACAAAGACAACCGUCUUACUUUCGCAAAAGCCAACAUGGCCACAGAUUGGGAUAAGGUAAGUAAUUUUUCUAAAAACAUCAAAUAUUGAUGUUUUCUUGUUCAGAUAAUUUUUUCUGACGAAAAAAAGUUUAAUCUUGAUGGUCCGGAUGGUUACAACUCAUACUGGCAUGAUAUCAGAAAGGAUCAACUUCGCUUCCCAAAGAGAAAUUUUGGAGGAGGACGGGUUAUGUGUUGGGGCGCAUUUUCUGCAGCUGGAACGUUAAAAAUAGCUUUUGUUUCAUUCAAGAUGGAUUCGUUAGAUUACCAAAAAACCCUCCAUGACUAUCUUUUGCCAUAUUUGAGGCGGUUCCGGACCAGAAUGUUCACUUUUCAACAGGAUAAUGCUGCCAUCCACGUCAGCCAAUCAUCAAAAGAUUGGUUCAAAAGCCACAAAAUCAAAGUUUUGGAUUGGCCAGCGUGUUCUCCUGAUCUUAAUCCGAUGGAAAACGUAUGGGGGGAGCUCGUUCGCCGAGUUUAUGCUCAAGGAAAAAAUAUGAUACUGUGGACCAACUCAAAGAUGCCAUCGAGACGGAAUGGAAUAAAAUCGAUAAGAACUACCUCAAGAGACUUGUUGACUCGAUGCCAAAUCGUCUCUAUGAUGUCAUUUCUAAACAUGGAGGUCCAACUAAGUAUUGAUUUUCGAUUAUAUGUCUCCAAUGGGAAUUCUGGAUUAGGUGAACCUAUCGUUUUGAAACGCUAAAUUUUUGAAAUUUUUGAACUCCGGUCAUUUAUUUUUUUAUUAUUUGGUAGUUUCAGAUAAAAUUGAGUUUUCUUAGCUAAUUUUGUGUGCUCUUUUUUAUUUUUAACUCGGAUUGUUAUUACAACUCACACCUCGGCUGAUUUCAGAAAUUUUGGGGGUGAACCUAUCAUUAUGAAACGCACUGUAUAGCAAACAUGCUCUAUCGCACAUUUCCCCGCCAAAUUCAAAUUUUCAAAAUUUUUGCAGAGCACGUAAAUGUGAGUAGCGGCGUGGCGGCUGGUGUAACAAUCGGGAUAUUCUUCGUGGUCUUCGUGCUGACCUUCGGCUGUCGAAUCUACUCGCAAUACAUCGACAGGGAUCAUGGCUCGAGUUCGGCGGCGAAUGGAGGUUAGAUUUUAGCGCAAAAAGAUGCGCCGCAAAAUUUAGAGCAUUUUGAGGCCCAAUUUGAUGAGGUUUUGGGAAAAUAAUCAAUUUUCCCGCCCGCAGUUUUCGGCGGGAAAAUUUGAAUUUUCAAAUUUUUUUGCAGAAUCCAUGAUGAGCGAGGCUAUCGCUUCAGAUAUGUGGAUCUGUGGACGACCCUCCGAACCACCGCCACCUUAUGAAAUCGCAAUUUUGAUGCCAAAAACAUGCCCACCAAUUUCGCAUGUUUGA
This is a messenger RNA of Caenorhabditis angaria, 10048 nucleotides long. The record is from the annotation of a GenBank genome assembly. Lineage: Eukaryota; Metazoa; Nematoda; Chromadorea; Rhabditida; Rhabditidae.